AUCCUUCUUCACCGUUUGCAUUGUCUGUCCAGGCUGCUUCUCACUAAGGCUUCGCGUCUGCACGGAUACAUCUCACGAGCAUCACUCAUUCGAGUCUCUCUGUCUCACAAUGGAUCCCAGAAAUGCACAGCUCGCUGCAUUUGUCUUCCUUGCGAUGGUCGUCGUGGCCAACGCUCAGGCGUGCCCCGGUUUGACGAGCUACGCAUCCUGCCUUCAGUACGGGAAGAAAGGCAACGCCUUUCCACCCGCCAACAGCCCAUGCUGCCAGAAAAUCAGAACCACUUCCGAGAAGUGCUUGUGCGACACUGCUUCCAACAACAACGGACUCGCUGACUUCGACCAACUUAUCCAGCUGCCUCAGAAGUGUGGUCGCACCGUUCCUAAGGGCACCUACUGCCGAGGCAAGAAGGUUCCCGGAUGGUAGAGCUCCGGCUCUUCAUUGCGGCACUUGGAUGAGCAUGAGGUAUACAAAGGUCGCCGCCAAAGUUUGUCUGUGAGACUACUUGUCGUUGACUGCGGGGAAUUGAGCUGUAGGUCCCUGAUAGCAAGCUGUUCAUAGCAGCCUCGCAGUGACUCGAGAUUUCAACAUUAUCAUCGUGUAGCUUUGAGGAUACUUAAUCACACGAAGCUGCCAGUAGUGACUAGUUGAGACAUCUCUAGCUUCUCUCUUCCCUUUUCUUCGUCACAUCAUCAUCCUCCUCCGUUACCCCACAGCAGCCCAGGUACAGGCUCAGAUGCAUAUGGUGACCCAGAUGCAAGCUGAGUGUAGCUGGCUGCAAUUUGUGUCCCUCGUUCCAGAUCUUUUGUCACCUCAAGAGUGCCGAAAAUACUCUUUAAUAUGAACUGCCAUCCGCAGCAAGUGAUGUUAUUCGUCUUCAG
Marchantia polymorpha subsp. ruderalis is the source of this 879-nucleotide messenger RNA. The record is from the annotation of a GenBank genome assembly. NCBI's taxonomy places the organism in Eukaryota, Viridiplantae, Streptophyta, Marchantiopsida, Marchantiales, Marchantiaceae.